Messenger RNA from Alnus glutinosa, 848 nucleotides. RefSeq lists its product as uncharacterized. The record is from RefSeq and is a predicted model, not a curated record. The transcript has 4 exons. The coding region runs from base 78 to 668 and encodes 196 amino acids. Lineage: Eukaryota; Viridiplantae; Streptophyta; Magnoliopsida; Fagales; Betulaceae.
CGAGUAGAAUGGCGUUUGACAAACAAAGCAGCUCAUAAAAGGCUAGAGAGAGAGAGAGAGAGAGAGAGGGGCAGGGGAUGGAUGUGAGGAAAAUAGUGGUAGUCGUGGAAGACGUGGACGCAGCAAGAACUGCCCUCCAAUGGGCUCUCCACAACCUCCUUCGCUACGGCGACUUAGUCACUCUCCUCCAUGUCUUUCCCUCCGCAAGAUCCAAAAACAAAAAGAAAGCUCGCCUCCUCCGCCUCAAAGGCUUCCAAUUGGCCCUCUCCUUCAAAGACGUCAUCUGCAACAACUUCCCCAACACAAAGGUUGAGAUCGUUGUGACCGAGGGUGAUCAAGAAGGUAGGAAGAUUUCAGCCAUGGUGCGAGAGAUCGGAGCUUCGGCGCUUGUGGUUGGACUCCAUGACCAAAGCUUUCUUUACAAGCUGGCAAUGGCCCACGACAACUUGAAUUGCAGAGUGCUUGGCGUGAAACAACCAGCUUCAUCACCGGUUAGGACGAAGACCAAUGUGGUAGCAGCAUUAGACAGUCCAACUAACAUGGACUUUUCGCAGAUCGAGAUUGCCAGAUUACAUGUCCCCGAUAUUUCUCCACCCAAAAUUCCAUACCAAAUUUGCCCAACCCCUUCAGCAAUUAUUUGGAGGUCAAGGAAGUCAAGGAGAAGGUAAAGUUUCUGGAAGGGCAGCCUCAAAUUUUAUCUCAAAGGCUAAGGUUCAGCGGAUUUAGCCCACUUUCCUUGAGAGAAAUUUAACUUUUUCUUUUCUUUUUAACUUUAUUCUCAAUAUACGACACAGUAAAUACAGAUGAAAAGUGGAUUUGACAUCAUCUACUUAUUUUUAGAUUCGUCA